This is a messenger RNA of Thamnophis elegans (Western terrestrial garter snake), 4773 nucleotides long. RefSeq names its product leucine rich repeat containing 56 (gene LRRC56). The transcript is spliced from 14 exons. NCBI's taxonomy places the organism in Eukaryota, Metazoa, Chordata, Lepidosauria, Squamata, Natricidae. The coding region runs from base 278 to 2227 and encodes 649 amino acids. The record is from RefSeq and is a predicted model, not a curated record. Gene Ontology annotation, molecular function: protein binding.
CUUGGAAGAGGCCUGGGAGGGCUGAAAGGACCAAGGACGAGGGAGUCCCCGGGACGCCGGUGGAAGCCUUGAGAGGCUUGUAUCCUGCCAGGCGUGACUCGAUGAGGGCUUCAUUUCCCUUUUUUCUUUUGACGCGCCGUGGUGUCUUUUUUUUCCUUCUGCCGGCAGUCGCAAGAAAUUAGAAGCAGGAGAACUUCAGUGCCAUUUCAAGAAGAUAAAUAGAAGAUAAAUAGCUCAAAUUGGUAUUCUGCAAGUGGAGUUGCUGUUGGAAACAGACAUGGUGGAUGGCAUGACAAGGCAUUCUGAAAUGAAGCUAAACUGGAAACUUGAUAGGACCUCAAGACCAGGUUCAGCAACAGUUAGGGUUACAGAUCUCAGCUGGCAAGGUCUCCUGAACCCCAAUCCAUCUAUUAAAGAAGAUGAAGAGCUACUUGUGGAUGAAUAUCUUUCUCCCCAUAAACUGAAAGCAUUGACAGGGCUAGAUGAUCUGCGGCAACUGAAGGCCCUUGAGAUGCGUGUAAACACCAGAGAAAAUAGUCUGGGAAAUUUUGGUUCUUACCUCCCUAAUCUGAAACAACUAAAACUGAAUGGAAGUAUACUUACAUCUGUGAGGGACCUUGGAACAGCACUGCCUCGUCUUCAAGUCCUGUGGAUGGCUCGCUGUGGGCUCCCAGAUUUAGAUGGGAUCGCUUCCUGCUGCUCUUUGAAGGAACUCUACAUAGCCUACAACAAUAUUGGUGACCUAAGUCAAAUUAGCCUACUGGAGAACCUUGAAAUUCUAGAUUUAGAAGGAAACAACAUUGAAGAUCUUAGUCAGAUUCAAUACCUGCGGCUCUGUACUAAGCUGACCAAUCUUACAAUAGAGGGAAAUCUUAUUUGCUUGAAGCCAAGCCCGCAAUCUUCAGAGGACCCAGAUUACAAUUACAGAGUUGAAGUGAAAAAACUCAUCCCUCAUUUAAAAUGUUUGGAUGAAAUACCAGCAAAUCAGACUGCUAUUCCUUUUCCAUGCAAAAUGAAUAAGGACUGGCUUAUUGUCAAGGAAUCAAUCAAAGAAGGAAGUUUAAUUGAGGAAGCUUCAGGUUCAGAUUCUCAGUUAGGACUCCUAACAAGAAGGCUGGGCUCUGCUCUGCGGCCUGCUGCAACUCCCUUUUUGCUAGGUUCCAGACCUCAGGCUCUCCAGAGAUCUCCCAGUGCUCAUUUGCUUUCUGGUUGUAGCACUCUCCUGGAAUCCACCAUCUGUGAUGAGAUAUUGCCUGAUGAUGAUUCAAGUGACCUGACCCAUGGUGUCAGCAGAGUUAUAUGUGGGAACCCCAUCAAAGCUCUUCAUGCACGAAGACAGAAAUUAGGUUCUGCAGUAACAAACCUGUUCCAGCCACCGUGUCAUCUGGCAGAAUAUAAUUAUGAUUUUGAAGAAACUGGCAGUGUAAAUGAGAGAGACAUCUUUGCUGAGCUGAAAGCCUUGCAAGAACAGCAUUACCAGCACAUGCAAGCCUUCCAAAGGGUGAAAUCUCCCCAGCUGCUGAAAAUAACACACAGUGAUGAAGAAGGGGAAGGGGAAGAAAAAGGCUGCAGCCUGAAUUACAUCUGUGAUGAAGAUUUCAAAGAAGCCUUUCAGGGGGACCUCACACAAAUUACCUCAGCAGAAGCUUCUUCUUGUUCCCAUCUUUCUCAGGUGUCAUCAGAUUUAUCACAUAGCCCGGCAAAUACAUUACCAAGCAUUGUAAAGCGCUCUCUCCAACCUUCUCCUCCAAAAUGCCCUUCACCUGCAUCCAUGGGUGUGACACCUGGAUUUGUGAGAGCUAGACACCUGAAAAUACCUAAUUCAAAAAAAGCUGUGUUAAAGCUGCAGCCUCCAUUAGUUGUGAACAGGGACGAAGUGCAGCAUAUGGCUGAAAGGACUGCUGUUCUGAAUCUCUACAGGAAACCAGAUUCACCCCCUAAUGCAGCACUCUUCACACAGAGGCAAACGGUUUGUGGCAGCAAACAGAUCAGGAGACCCAUUUCAGGACCAGCAGCAUUUGGACCAACAAAUAGAGCCACUAUGGACAGAAGCCUACCUAAGACAAUCAGCCAUCACAUACCUGUCAGUCAUUCAUACACAAAUAUGCCAGAGAGAUUUGCAGUACUGAACAUGGUCCACCCUCUGAGCGCCAAAGCUGCCCUGCAGAGCUUGUCAAAAAGGCCGGAUAUCUCAAUGAUUGCUCAAAGCAAGACUCCCCAGUUGUAGGAAAUGCCUCAAACAGCUGUGCAUAUCUUACUGCCAGGUCUCGGCUGUACUUGAUUUCCCAUCUUCCCAUGAGCAACACAGGCCAGCUUCUCUGAUUCAGCAGCCUGAUUCAUCACUGAGGGUGACAGUGCCCCUACGCAAGCAGAGCAGUUGAAAGAAACAACUUGAUUUCUCUCCAAUUAAACUGCUGCUGUGAAGAGAGAAUCAGUCAUUCUCCCCACCCCCACCCCAGGAACUUUUCUCUCUAGCAGGCUUUGAAAGGAAAGGAGAAAGGGCUUGUGCCCUCUGUAGCUCCUUCUGAUGACUACAUCACUGGUGUAGAACAGCUGUUUGAGUGGCCUCAGGAACUAGGGUGGUUUCCUUGACUCAGCUGGUGGGAGGAUGAUACAACCGGUUCCCUCAGGUAACCAGCUGCAGUUCCAAAGUGUCAGCCUUCUCUCCUAGUGAUUAAGAGACUGAGAACAUAAGCAGCUGCACUUGGCUUAGUCUGAAGGAUAUGGGGGUUUUUCCCCCUGUUCCUUGAGCAGCAGACUCAUUGGUUUCAGGUACUGGUUUCUACUUCAACUAACGUAAACAAACUAUGUUGCUUGGUUACCAUUUUCAGCAUGGAAUUACCAAAUAGCAAGAAGUGUAGGACCAAUUGACCAAAUCAUUUUAAUUUAUUUGUGCUUGAAAGAAAUACGUGGCAUACCUCGAGAAUGUAUUUUCUUCAAGUCAGGUGUGCUGUAUCUUUAUACCAGACAUGGGUGGUUCUUAAUAAUUCCUCUUUACCUCAACCUCUUCAUGUCUUUACUUUCUUUCAGUUCAAAUUUCCCUAAGUUGUAGAGCAUUUUUAGAUUGAAAGAGAAAAAUGCAUUGUUCAUAAGUGUCAACAUUUAGGUAAGAUGUGCAAUGCUAUUCCAGCAAUCUUGCCUAUCCAUUGGCACACACAUGGAUACAGUUAUCACUUGAUCUUUGAUUUGUAACAUGGGUCAUGUUGUUAUGAAAAUCAGGGAUUCUCACAUAUGGCUAGUAGGUGGCUCUGUUUUUUGAUUGUGGCAUUUGGAGCAAAUUCUGCCACAGUCCUGGGAUUUGUUACUUGCCAUAGUUCAUACUGUAUCUUUCUCCACACAAGUCCUACAAACUCUAUCUGCUAACAAAAGAAACAAAAGUUUGUGUGAAUUGAAACUCAAGUAUGUAUAGGUAAUUAUUAUUGUGACUAUUUUGAAACCAAGUAUUGUAUUGUAGUUUUCAAAAUUAAUAUUAGAUAAUUUUGGAGUGACGUUUACAAAGUUAUAAAUUAUGCAACAAUCCAAGCUAUAAGCUAUCUGUUUUUGUUCAGAUUUUUUAAAAAUGCAUAAUGAUAUCAGUGAUGUUUACAUAAAAUCUUCAGUAUGUUUUUAUGUUGAAGCUUUUAAAUAUUUGUAAAUCAUGAAAAGCCUUAGAUCUUCCAAAUCUGUGCUUCUAUUCAUGCCAUAGUGGGAUCCUGCUGAAUUCCAUAUCUGGAAUAUAGGUUUAUAGGAAACCUGUACCCAAGAUCAUAAAAUGAUAUGUGGGAACAUUAGAAUAGGUAUAUCCUAUAACUUAAUUUUCUUCUUCAAUCCAGUUUUUGUAGUAUUGAAAGUCUGCCUUUUUUACAUACUCAAAAUAUGAGCAAGGAAGCAAUCUAGCUUUUCAUAUGUUCAUAUACAGUAUCUCUAUAAAGAACUUAGUAUAGCAAAAAUAUUUUGUAAGUUGGAUUCGGAUUUAUAUACUGAAAUCAAGGAGAUUCCAACCAACCUCAAAAACCCUUGAAUUGCUGUGUUUUCCCUAAGUAACUAAAUCCAACCCACAGAAUUUCCAGUCUUAUAUGAAGAUAGUGACUAAAUCUGUCAAGUAGUAGCCCAUUCACUUGCUCAUAUCAUUAUGCGUAGGGAAAUGCAGAAUUUAAGUUAUGAUUGCUAAGUUAGAGCUUGAUUGGAAAAGAAAAGUGGCUUUCAUUAAAUUGCAUUCAUUUUUUUAUGUUUAAACAUACUGUAAGAACUGCCAAUUCCUGUCUACCAAUGCAAAAAAAGUUGACUUAUAUUAAUUGUAAAAAAGCACCAAGGGGAAAGGUGCCAAAGCCUUCCAGACUUUACCUGACCUUCCAUAAGGACGUUCCCGUUUUCUUUUUCUUUCUUUUUUCUUUUUUUCUUUGCUAAAUUUGGUUGUUAGAUAAGUGAUAUAUAGGGAAAAAUUAUUUCUAGGAAGCUGCUGUGAGGAGAAGCAAUCAAUCACAGUUGGAGAAUCUGACCCUUAUUAGAAUCCAAAUUAUUUGCCAACUUCUCAAUUUAGCAGGGAAAUACCUUUCUUCAGCUCAACACUUCACCAAUCAACAGCAAGAGAACCUGUUCAUAAUGAAUCGGGAUACUUUUUCUGUUCUCAUGCUAAAACAUUUCUCAUAAUUUAGAAGACGAUUCUUCCUUCCAUAGUAGCUAAACACAUAUUAAUGGCGUACUUGCCUCAGAACUGGAAGUGCAACUCACAAAAGUAAGUGUACUUCGUCAGACAAAUUAUGAUGCCUGCUUUAUAUUUAAAGAAUCCACACA